Iphiclides podalirius (scarce swallowtail) is the source of this 1890-nucleotide messenger RNA. NCBI's taxonomy places the organism in Eukaryota, Metazoa, Arthropoda, Insecta, Lepidoptera, Papilionidae. The record is from the annotation of a GenBank genome assembly.
AUGAUCCGGGAGGCGGUGAACGGUCUACAGAGCAUAUCAUCGACUGAUGAAACCCGCCGCCUCCAGGCCGACAACAAACGGCUGCGGGACGAGGUGGCGACGCUCCAAAAGGAGGUUGCUAGCAUGCGUCUCAGUAUAGAGAAGGCGCCUCGCCCAGCCCAGGAACGGACGCCGGCACCAACACUGCAGGCUGAGCAUAUCGCGCGUGAUGUACUAUCCCAAGUAGGGACGAUGAUCAGCGCGCGAUUCGAGGCUCUCGAGGAGCGCUUGCUCCCGGAGAAGCGCCUGAGGCCGCCUUUGGCUGCGGAUAGGCGUAGCGCCGAACCUGGGCCUUCAUCGGCACCAGAUCCCACCCCUACCUCUCUGGGAGAGACAUGGAGUGCAGUGGUACGGAAGGGAAAGGGGAAGGGAAAGAAGACAGCGCCCGCGCUUGACGUGCAGAUGUCGGCUUCCAUCUCCGCCAAGCCAAAGAAGUCUGUGGCUAAGCCCUUCGCGACGCCUAAGCCACCUACGGCCGCCGUGAAAUCUAUUACGGUGCCGAGGCCCCCAUUGGUCGCAACGGGAUCCGCUGCGGUGCCCAAGUCCGGCCUGAAAAUAAGGCAGGCGGCCACGGGAGCUCGAGUUCUCGAGCUUCCAGUAGGGGUCACGAGCGAAGCAGCGGACAGUUUCGCCGCGAAGCUCCGUGAGGUCCUAGCCGGAGAAGCACGGAUCGCCAGGCCGGUGAAGUGCGCGGAUUUGCGUCUUACUGGCCUGGAUGAUUCCGUCACCAGGGAUGAGAAUGCCAGUCUCUUUUUGGAGACCUCCAAUAGCCAGGUAUGGCUCAACCCAACAAAGUAUUGCGUCGACAUGAUGACUAAUCUAUCGGAGAACGACACUCGAUUGGUGGCCGUUGUCUGUUACCCGGAUAAAGACUCCAAUGAUGACAGCCCAGUUCUGUACGUUACUUAUGCCGUUGGUCUGAUGCUGUCAAUUCCGUUCCUAAUCGCGACCUUCAUUGUUUACGCCUUCAUACCGGAGUUGCGGAACCUGCACGGUAUGUGCCUGAUGGCGUAUUGUGCAGGCCUGAUCGUCGCCUACGCGUUUCUAGCCUAUCUGAAGCUGCAUACUGGAAAAAUUGGAGUAGACAUGACGGGCUGCUACGCGAUCGCUUUCAUCGUUUACUACGCUUUCCAAACGAGCUUCUUCUGGCUUAACGUAAUGUGUUUUGACAUAUGGAGGACGUUCAGCAGCUACCGUGGCAGCAGUAAUAAGCGUCGGGACAAAAAACGCUUCGGCUUGUACGGGAUGUACGCCUGGGGUGUGCCCGUAGUCCUGACGUCUGCCACCAUUGCCAUGCACUUCGCUGACCUCCCCGACGGCAUCAUCACGCCGGGCUUCGCCAACAAGAGAUGCUGGUUUGACAAUUGGCUGAGCGAGCUCGUAUACUUCCUCACGCCGGUCUUGGUGCUUGUUGUUUGCAACGUGGUGCUGUUUUCGGUGACUGCCCAUCGAAUACGAUCUAUCAAGCAGGAGACCGCCAUUUUGAAGGGUUCUGAAUCGGCUAGGAGCGACAAACUUAUGAGAGACAAACAGAGAUAUGGCCUCUAUCUCAAGCUUUUCAUUGUUAUGGGCGUGAACUGGACAGUUGAGAUUAUAAGCUUCUCCGUUGGUGGUUCGAACUGGUACUGGAUUUUAAUAGACAUUUCCAACAUCGCCCUUGGCGUCUUCAUAUUCCUUAUUUUCGUGUGGAAGAAGAAAGUCCGUAAUUUGAUUGCUAAGAAAUGGCGCAGUGUUCGCGGCGUGCCGGCGUCCGACAGCGCCGCCCAGUGGGCGACACGCUCAAGCUCCGCUCCGACCGAAGACACGCGCGUGUCUAACGAUGAGACCGCACUUCGUUUGAAGGAACUACGC